Molecule: messenger RNA, 1165 nt
Organism: Cuscuta campestris
Lineage: Eukaryota; Viridiplantae; Streptophyta; Magnoliopsida; Solanales; Convolvulaceae
Source: the annotation of a GenBank genome assembly
CAAAAAAAAAAAAAAAAGAAAACGAAAAAGAUUGAAAGCAAAAAAAGAAAAAAGAGAUUGAAAGCAAAAGAAAUCUGAGAAAGAACCCCUGCUAAAUCCCGGAAGUCAGUCGCAAAAACGGAAGAAGUAGAAGAAGAAGAAGAAGAGGAGGACAGGGAAGGAAAACGCAAAACCUACCUCGAGUUACCGGAGAAUGGGCUGGCGGAUUUUUAUCACUGUUCCGCGGCUAAGCUACCUCCCCCUACCUUUGGCUACCUUCUCCCAUUGAUUCCCCCAAACAAGGUAGAACUCUUUCCCUUUUUCGAACACCCUGGCCUAGGGCAAGGUUACUCUAUGGUUCAUAUAUUAAUGGCGCAGUACGUGUUAACAGAGAACAGAAUAGUCCUGUAUUGCAUUAUGAGGAGAAUUUGAGGAGGAGAUUUCUUCUAUUUUUCCUACUUGCUUCAGGCAUAUCCCCAGCUUUCCCAUGUUUUGGGAAGAGUAAGAACAAAAACCCAUACAACGAAAAACGCUUACUUGAACAAAACAAACGAAUACAGACAGAAAACAAUGCCCCUGAAGAAUUCCCAAACUUUGUACGAGAAGGGUUCACAGUGAAAGUAUUGACAUCGAAUAACUAUGUAACGUGCGACUCAGGUUUGAUAUUUUGGGACAUUGUUGUUGGCAAAGGUGACUUUUCAUUAUGUUGGUUAUAACGAGUCUGGACGCCGUAUUGACAGUACAUACUUACGAGGUGCUCCUGCAAGAGUGCGAAUGGGCACUAAUGGCUUGGUCCCAGGUUUUGAAGAGGGACUUGAGGAAAUGAGACCCGGGGGAAAGAGGAGAAUUAUCAUACCUCCAGAGCUUGGGCCACCGGUAGGACCUUCAACAUUCUUCAGCUCCAAACAGUUUGAAGUUUUCGACGUGGAAUUGCUUAGUGUUCAAGACUGUACCCGCAGGACCAUUGGAUUCUACUCUGAUAUUGUCUGCAAUUGAUGUACCAUUAAUGAGAUAUUAAGCUCUGUAGUCGAAGCAAUCCUUCAUCUUCGUCGCGGAAAGGAGCAUAAGAUUUAAAUCUUUUUUCUCCCUAGUUCUGAGUAGCAUUGAGUACACAAAAGCAUUUCAAGAAAAAAAAAUGCAGACCAAAUGAUGUGUUGUUCAAUACUAAUACAGGACUGUGAUCCUA